Molecule: messenger RNA, 3100 nt
Organism: Piliocolobus tephrosceles (Ugandan red Colobus)
Lineage: Eukaryota; Metazoa; Chordata; Mammalia; Primates; Cercopithecidae
Gene: WDR5
Product: WD repeat domain 5
Exons: 13
Coding region: 151-1188 (345 amino acids)
Cellular component (GO): Set1C/COMPASS complex
Molecular function (GO): histone binding
Source: RefSeq, a predicted model, not a curated record
CCUGGCGCCCGCCCGAGCUGCCGCCUCGUCGAGCUGAGUCCGCGCUCCCGCCCAGGCGGCGGCCGACGCGACGCCCCGAGCGCCCGGCCCCGCCGCCGCGGCCCGGCAGGUCCCUCCGUCCACGUUCCCUGUGCGGCCAGCGUCAGAGCCAUGGCAACGGAGGAGAAGAAGCCCGAGACCGAGGCAGCCAGAGCACAGCCAACCCCUUCGUCAUCCGCCACUCAGAGCAAGCCGACGCCCGUGAAGCCAAACUAUGCUCUAAAGUUCACCCUUGCUGGCCACACCAAAGCAGUGUCCUCUGUGAAAUUCAGCCCGAAUGGAGAGUGGCUGGCAAGUUCAUCCGCUGAUAAACUCAUUAAAAUUUGGGGCGCAUAUGAUGGGAAAUUUGAGAAAACCAUAUCUGGCCACAAGCUGGGAAUAUCCGAUGUAGCCUGGUCGUCAGAUUCUAACCUUCUUGUUUCCGCCUCAGAUGACAAAACCUUGAAGAUAUGGGACGUGAGCUCGGGAAAGUGUUUGAAAACACUGAAGGGACACAGUAAUUACGUCUUUUGCUGUAACUUCAAUCCCCAGUCCAACCUUAUUGUCUCAGGAUCCUUUGAUGAAAGUGUGAGGAUAUGGGAUGUGAAAACAGGGAAGUGCCUCAAGACUUUGCCAGCUCACUCGGAUCCAGUCUCAGCUGUAAGUGCUGCUGACACAGACGGGGUGGUGUCCGGCACUACGUAUCUUAACUUGUCUGCUUACACUUUUUUGUUCUCUUUGCUUCGAAGUCGCAUCUGGGACACCGCCUCGGGCCAGUGCCUGAAGACGCUCAUCGAUGACGACAACCCCCCAGUGUCUUUUGUGAAGUUCUCCCCGAACGGCAAAUACAUCCUGGCUGCCACGCUGGACAACACUCUGAAGCUCUGGGACUACAGCAAGGGGAAGUGCCUGAAGACGUACACUGGCCACAAGAAUGAGAAAUACUGCAUAUUUGCUAAUUUCUCUGUUACUGGCGGGAAGUGGAUUGUGUCUGGCUCAGAGGAUAACCUUGUUUACAUCUGGAACCUUCAGACGAAAGAGAUUGUACAGAAACUACAAGGCCACACAGAUGUUGUGAUCUCAACAGCUUGUCACCCAACAGAAAACAUCAUUGCCUCUGCUGCGCUAGAAAAUGACAAAACAAUUAAACUGUGGAAGAGUGACUGCUAAGUCCCUUUGCUCCUGCCCGCGAGAGACUGUCGGGAAGUUGACCCGGAUUGGCAAGAAACAUGGUGUCUUGGAGGUGGUCCCCAGGGUCUGCGCCUGGGGGUCAGGACAGGGCCUGAUUUGAGCCUCCUCUUUGAAGAUGAUUUGGCCGAGCGGAAGGUGUGGACCACCGGAAAGUUCUAAAAGUUGCUGGUGACAUUUCUUGCCAAUUCUAACACUGUCUAGGGAAGAGUUCCUAGUCUAUUGUGUUCAGAGUCAACAAAAAUUUUUAAUUUUUUAUUACAAAAGGGUGAAGUUCAAUUUAACAUGCGUUGUGUUUUUUCAGUAAACGUUCUGUAUCUUUUUGAUAUUCCAUGACCCAGUGCACGCCGUCACCGCCACCAUGGCCCCGCCAGCUGGCCUCCCCUUUGGCCUAGGGCCCUGACUCCUCCAUUCCCGCCAGUAGCCGUUGCUAGUGUAUUUUUGUCUUUCUGGAAAACAGCAUUGUGUGGUUGUUUUCCGUGUAAAGAGCCGUUUGUGUCUUGGGAGCUUGUGGACCACACGUGGGCAGCACAGUCAUCGCGCACGACGCUCCUGUUUGUCUCAGUGUCCCUGCAACAAGCAGCACCACAGACUGUAAUAAAAGGUGGGGUUUUGUGAACGGUUGUGGCAAGUGAGUCCUUGUGAAGCUCGUCUCCAUGUGGCUUUCUUGGAGAAAGGCUCUCGUGGCGCAAGAGGGCGGAAGGUUUCUUCGGAAAGGAGGUGCUGAGGCUGGCUGCGCCUGCUCUCUGAAGACGCCUUCGGCUCUAGGUUCAUUGUUCAGUGUUGCUGGGGGAGGAGCGGGGGUGGGGAGGUUCUUAGCUGCAAAGGAGCCAAGCUCCUGAUGGGCUCCCUUUGGGAUGUGGGGGAUGCCUGGCAUGGGAAGGCUCCCUGAGUCCUUCAGUCCAGGUCAGAUGCCAGUGGGACUGAUGCGCCCUAUGAGGGCUGCAGGGCCAGUGCUGCCCUUCGGCAUCCUCGAGGGGUUGGGUGCUAAGCGCAAGCCUCACCGUCCUUGCGGGAACCCUCACUCGCCCGCCCACCCGUCUGUGCUCCUGGCGGCGCGGCUUCCUGGUGCUCACCUGCACAGCGGUUUACAGUGGAGGCCAAGCUGGCGCCUCUGGGGAGCGAGGCUGAAACCUGAGCUCUGUGGAGACCGUUGUGGUGAGGGCUGCCACACACAGGGCAGAGCAGGGUGGCCGAGGGCACAGGCGCCUGGGUCUGUCCCACGGGGCAGGGCUUUGGGGUGGGGUGGGCUGUGAUGCUCUGGGAAGCCAGCUUGGAUCCUGGGUCUACAGAGGGCCCUGGCCCCGGAGCCCAGCCAGCUCUGCCUCUCUGAGGGCCUGGAGUCCUGGGGGAGCCCAGCCAGCUCUGCCUCUCUCAGGGCCUGGAGUCCUGGGUGAAUCCUGCAGGUUUUUGUUGCACCGGCCCAGGGAGGAAGGGGUUGUCAGGUGGGCUCUCCUGGGGGUCCUCCAGUGGCAGAGGUGAGGAGGGGGUUAUCCGAGGCAUCUGGAGAUGUAUGUCCUGUGGUUUCCCUUGCCCCUCUGUUUCUGAUGAGGUGUACGGAUGAGUGACCUGCGCUAAGAAGUGAGUUGCCACAGUGAAAAUGGGUUGGUGUUUGUCUCCGACGCUCAGGGUCUGGGCGCCUCACAUUUGCAGUCUGUUGUGACAGACACGGGGAGUUCCGCGUGCCAGCCUGCGGCUGCCCUGCUGUGGGGGUCCUGGGGGCGGCCAGCCUCCUUCAGUCUUGUUCUGGGGGGAUGGCCCACUCCGGGGAGGGGGUGUGCUGUGCUGAGCGCUGUAUCCUUGAAUAUAGUUUAUUUUUUCUACAUUUGAAUUCUGUUGUAGAUUUAUGUAAAAAUACAUUCUUUUUGAAAAUAAAAAUUUUCAUGUCUUCUAA